ACAGAGACACGUGACGAUGCGCAUCUCUGCGCCUCUUUAUGUUUCUAUCAACUCGUCAAAUGCGGAGAAGUUUGUGAACUUGCAGACCAGGAGACCAUGAUGGGAUCUGAUGGAGGUACAAAGCCACGUUACUUGUUCACCCUGGCCUCUGGGAUGGUGGAAUGCCUGUGUUUUGCUGGAGUACUUUUUGGAUGGGCCUCUUUGGUGUUUGUGCUCAAAGAUGAUGGAUACUUUUAUCAAUACUGUGAAGGGGGUCAGAACAGCACUUCAUUGGUUCCAGACUGUAGUCGACAGGAUGAGCAGUUCGCCUUGGUGUUUACCAUUGCAUCUUUCCUCAAUAACUUCAUGACCUUCACAAAUGGAUAUAUUUUUGACCGCUUUGGUACAACAGUAACCAGACUUCUGGGAAUAUUUUUGUAUACAACUGGCACUCUGCUUGUGGCAUUCUCUAGUGCUGCACUUUCCGAGAUGCUUUUCCUGGCCAUGUCCUGCAUUGGUGUAGGGGGGAUUCUGCUGCUCAUGACAAACAUGCAGGUGGGUAACCUGUUUGCUGGUCAUCGCUCCACUAUCAUCACUUUGUACAAUGGUGCAUUCGACUCCUCAUCCGCUGUUUUUCUGAUUUUUAAGAUUUUAUAUGAACAAGGAGUCUCCCUACGCACCUCCUUUCUAGCUUUGUCUCUAUGCAGCAUCCUUCACCUCACAAGAACCUUUUUAUUGAUGCCCAGAUCUCACAUCCCCUACCCUUUACCAGAGCUGUACACCUAUGGGAACUUGACUUGGGGAAAGGCGAAUUCUUACAAUGUUGAAAAGUCUGAGCAGAUUACAGAAGACACAUCUAAAAAGGAGUAUGAAGCAGACAGCACAUUCCCACAACAAGCUCGGAGUUUCCAAAGUUGUGUUUUAUCCUGGGUUUUCUUCUGGCACCUGCUGUGGUUAUCUGUCAUGCAGCUCAGACACUACCUCUUCAUUGGAACACUUAACCCCAUGAUAAGUCGACUGGCCAACAAUGACCCGGGUUUAGUGAGUAAAUACACCAAUGCAUUUGCCAUGACGCAGCUCUGCGGGGUGCUGUGUGCUCCCUGGAACGGCCUCAUCAUGGACAGGAACAAGGGGAAGCCUCUAGCUCCUGGUGAGACUGAGCAGGAGGCGGACCUGCGUUCCUCUGUGCUCUCCCUGUUCCUCACGGCUCUUCAGUGUUUGUGCUUCUCAGUCUGUGCCUCUGUCCCUGUCCUCCCGCUGCAGUACCUCACAUUUGCUCUGCAAGUCCUCAACCGGUCCUUCCUCUACGGGGGAAAUGCCGCCUUUAUCAGUAUAGCAUUUCCAGCCUGCCACUUUGGGAAGCUGUAUGGACUAGUGAUGUCAUUGUCCGCGAUCGUGUCCUUACUGCAGUAUCCAUGCUUUGCUUUGGUCAAAGGGAUUUUAGGUGGAGAGCCACUUUAUGUCAACAUUGCUCUGACCAUCCUCACUCUACUGACUUUCAUUCACCCCAUCAACGUCUACUUUCAGUGCAGAAGAUCAGCACAAAAGAAGACAGACCAAGCUGAAGUUGAUCAAGACACAGUUUUAGCGGAGGCUACAUUUUAAAUCAUUUUAUUCCAAAAUUUGAUUUUUUUUUUUUUAAAGUGAACUUACAUUUUAUAUUGAGAUGCCUUGUUCCUGGUGAUGCAAUUUCAACAUAAAAAGUUGCAGUAUUGUU
This is a messenger RNA of Periophthalmus magnuspinnatus, 1696 nucleotides long. RefSeq names its product solute carrier family 43 member 3a (gene slc43a3a). NCBI's taxonomy places the organism in Eukaryota, Metazoa, Chordata, Actinopteri, Gobiiformes, Gobiidae. The coding region runs from base 97 to 1584 and encodes 495 amino acids. The transcript has 13 exons. The record is from RefSeq and is a predicted model, not a curated record. Gene Ontology annotation, biological process: transmembrane transport. Gene Ontology annotation, molecular function: transmembrane transporter activity.